Messenger RNA from Rhododendron vialii, 1343 nucleotides. Its product is annotated as thylakoid lumenal 19 kDa protein, chloroplastic. The transcript has a single exon. The record is from RefSeq and is a predicted model, not a curated record. Lineage: Eukaryota; Viridiplantae; Streptophyta; Magnoliopsida; Ericales; Ericaceae. The coding region runs from base 487 to 1227 and encodes 246 amino acids.
UUUUUUUUUUUGUCGGAAAACUCGUCCAGUCCGAAUAUCUUCUUCCGAGUUUGAUUGACGCACACAUUAUCUUGGUCAGAAUAUUAUUGAUCCAAUUUCAAUAUCUAUGAUUUAUCCCGAUGUAUCUUAUCUCAUCUCAAUCAAUAAUUCUAAAGACUCCGAAAAAAAUUCCUGAAAGUACUUUACCAAACCAAAAAAAAUAAAAAUUCCCCUGAAAAUAAAAUUAAUGAUUGUGGUUUAUUUUGAUGUGCGGCCCAAACAUCUAAAUAAAUCUGAGCCACUAAUUUCUCUUUCGGAGACUUUUUGGGAAAAGCUUUUCGGGUUCUCUAGUAUUGCUCUAUGUCAUUAGAAAUGUAGAGAUGAGGUGGCUCAGGCACUCAGCCUUCCUUCUCUUCCAUUGGAUAAGGGGAAAUUUCCUCACCAAAUAGUACUCCGUAGAAGAUAAACAAAGCCAAACCACAAAUCCACCUAUCCUCCACAUACCAAAUGGCAACAAUUUUCUCCCCAUCAGCCCUCCUCUCUCCCUCCUCCUCCACUGUCUCUCCCAAAUCUCUAACCCCACCACCCUCCAAACCCCAAAACCUACCCAUCCAAUCCUCCAAACCACCCUUAACUAACUUAACCACCACCCUAACAGCCGUCGCCGCGGCUGCCGCUAUCCUAACUACCUCCUCCCUACCUUCCUUGGCAGACUCCCCAAGCGCCGCCUACAAAAUCUACUACGGCACCGCCGCCAGCGCGGCCAACUACGGCGGCUACGGCGGAAACUCGAGCAAGCAAGACUCCGCCGAGUACGUCUACGACGUGCCCGACGGGUGGAAAGAGCGGUUAGUAUCGAAGGUCGAAAAGGGAACCAACGGGACCGAUAGCGAAUUCUACAACCCGAAAAAGAAGGCAGAGAAAGAGUACCUGACAUACCUCUCCGGGUUCCGCCAGCUGGCGCCAAGGGAGGUGGUGCUGAAUAAUCUGGCAUUGUCUGACGUGGGACUCCUAGACUUGAUUAGCAGCGCGGAUAGCGUGACCUCGGAGGAGACCAAGGACGAGAAGGGGCAAGUGUACUACGUGUACGAGAUCGAUGGGGUUGGUGCACAUAGCUUGAUUUCCGUAACUUGCACGAAUAACAAGUUAUACGCGCAUUUUGUUAACGCGCCUACGCCGGACUGGAGGAGGGACGAGGAAACUUUGAGGCACCUUCAUCAGUCUUUCAAAACUGUUGGGUCAUUUUAGGUCAAUGUAUGACAAGUGACAGAGUGGGGAGAGAGGUAUAAUAAGACGUACUUGUGUGUACAAUAUGUUCUUCUUGUCUGAGCUUACAUUUGAGAAUAACAUAUUGUUUUUCUUUA